AUGUCGUACGAAAGAGCUGAUAUAUACUCCACCAACGUCUUGCCUGGUGAGACGCCAGCCGAUAACUCAUUUAAUGAGAUCGUCAAAGUCUUCCGGUCUUUCAUCUUAGAGUUCCGUUUGAACACUCAGUUUAUCUACCGUGAUCAACUCAGAGAGAAUUUGCUUAUCAAAAACUACUACCUUAAGGUGAAUACCGAGCAUCUCAUUGCCUUCAAUGAAGAAUUGAACAAGAAACUUAACGAUGACCCCAUCGAAAUGAUUCCUCUCUUCGAGAGCGCCAUCACCCAGAUCGCCAAGAGAAUCGCAUACCUUUCCAAUGACGAAGUCCCUGAAGACUUCACUAAUAACUGUCAAUUGAUCUUAUACUCCAAUGCCAUGAAGACUUCCAUCAGAGAUUUGGACUCCGAUCACAUCUCGAAGAUUGUUCGUAUCAGUGGAAUAAUCAUCUCGGCGUCAGUGUUGAGUUCCAGAGCUACACAGGUACAGUUGCUUUGUAGAAAUUGUAGACACACCAUGAAGUUGAAGGUAAAUAACGGGUUCGGCCAGUUGCAGUUACCCAACAAGUGUCAGGGUACACACAACAUGGAAGAUAAUGCUAACAAGUGCCCUAGCGACCCAUAUACUAUAGUACACGACAAGUCCAGCUUUGUCGAUCAACAGGUAUUGAAGCUUCAAGAAUCUCCAGAUAAUGUCCCUGUUGGUGAAAUGCCAAGGCACAUUAUUUUACAAGCCGACAGAUAUAUGACCAACCAGGUGGUCCCUGGAAGUAAAGUAACUCUUGUUGGGAUCUAUUCUAUCUACCAGUCCAAGCAAAAGUCCGGUGGAAACGGUGUAGGAGGAGCAGUUGCCAUUCGCAAUCCAUAUAUGAAAAUCUUGGGGAUCCAAAGUGAAGGUGAGAAUCUCAAUGGAGGUGGUUUGACCUUCUCAGAAGAAGAAGAAGAGGAAUUCUUAAAGUUGUCCAGAUUGCCCAAUUUGUACGAAGCUUUCGCCAAGUCGAUUGCUCCCUCAAUUUUCGGAAACGAUGACAUCAAGAAAGCCAUAACUUGCUUGCUUAUGGGAGGCUCUAAGAAAAUCUUACCAGAUGGGAUGAGAUUGAGAGGUGAUAUAAAUGUGUUGCUCUUGGGUGAUCCAGGUACUGCCAAAUCCCAAUUGUUAAAGUUUGUCGAGAAGGUUUCUCCAAUAUCGGUGUAUACUUCAGGUAAGGGUUCGUCCGCUGCUGGUUUAACUGCUUCCGUUCAGAGAGAUCCCACCACCAGAGACUUCUACUUGGAAGGAGGUGCCAUGGUUUUGGCAGAUGGAGGUGUGGUUUGUAUCGAUGAAUUUGACAAGAUGAGAGACGAAGACAGAGUGGCCAUUCACGAAGCAAUGGAGCAACAAACCAUAUCCAUCGCUAAGGCAGGUAUAACUACGAUAUUGAAUUCCAGAACUUCAGUAUUGGCCGCUGCUAACCCAGUUUUUGGUAGAUACGAUGACUUGAAGAGUCCAGGUGAAAACAUCGAUUUCCAAAGUACAAUCUUGUCCAGAUUUGAUAUGAUUUUCAUUGUUAAGGAUGAACACAAUGAAGCAAGAGAUAUAACUAUUGCCAAGCACGUUAUGAACAUUCAUACUGGUUCCAAUAACAACGAAGAUAGUAACCAAGAGGGAGAAAUCCCUGUGGAAACAAUGAAGAGAUACAUUCAAUAUGUGAAGACUAAAUGUGCACCAAGAUUAAGUGCAGAUGCACUGGAAAGAUUAUCAUCACAUUUCGUUUCCAUCAGAAAACGUUUGCAGAUCAAUGAAAGUGAGAUGAAUGAAAGAUCUUCGAUCCCCAUCACUGUGAGACAAUUGGAAGCCAUUAUCCGUAUAACGGAAUCCUUGGCCAAACUCACCUUGUCACCAGUGGCUACGUCUGAGCAUGUCGAAGAGGCUAUCAGAUUGUUCACUGCUUCCACCAUGGACGCAGUUGACCAAGGUGUAUCGAGCGGUGGGUUGAUUACCACCGGAGAGAUGAAUAAGGAAAUCAAGAAAGUGGAGCAAGAAUUACGUAGAAGAUUGCCCAUUGGUUGGUCAACGGCAUAUAAGACCUUAAGAAGAGAGCUUGUCGAUUCAGGGAAGGCCAGUGUGGCUGCUUUGGAUAAGGCAUUGUAUAUUUUAGAGCGUCACGAGGUGAUCAAAUUCAGGCAUCAAAGACAGAACGUGUUCCGUUGUGGGAUUUAG
Messenger RNA from Dujonia railenensis, 2196 nucleotides. NCBI's taxonomy places the organism in Eukaryota, Fungi, Ascomycota, Pichiomycetes, Serinales, Debaryomycetaceae. The record is from the annotation of a GenBank genome assembly.